Molecule: messenger RNA, 3268 nt
Organism: Aedes albopictus (Asian tiger mosquito)
Lineage: Eukaryota; Metazoa; Arthropoda; Insecta; Diptera; Culicidae
Product: IDLSRF-like peptide
Exons: 4
Coding region: 325-921 (198 amino acids)
Molecular function (GO): protein binding
Source: RefSeq, a predicted model, not a curated record
GAAACGUCACAGUCCAUUUUGAGUGCUCACGGAACGCAAGUGCUAAUCUACGAAAAGCUUGAUUUAUUUAAAUUAGUCAGUAGUGGAGAAGAUAUUUUUUAUUUGGAAAAGUUCGACGCAAUCAACGAUUAAUGAAUGGUUCCGAUGUGCUAGCAGUUAAAAAUUUAGUUCCAUAUCUUUCGCGUGGAUGAAGCAAAUUCUACGCAAUUUUUAAACUCGUCUUAAUCCUAUUGGUGCAGAUUUUUUAUUAUUUUGAUAGCCACUGCAUAUUUGAUCAGAUCAACUAGGCAGUCUGUAGGGAAGCUUACUGUAUAAAAAAACAUCAUGUCAAAAGCGCAUUGGUUUGCAAUUUGUAACAUUAUUUUUGCAUCACUGCCGCUUGCAGUCCUUGGCAUCGAUCUUAGCCGUCUAUAUGGACAUAUGGCUCCGAUUUCCAAAAGGAGUGAGGCAUGCCAUCCAUAUGAACCAUUCAAGUGCCCCGGUGAUGGAAACUGUAUUUCUAUUCAAUACUUGUGUGAUGGAGCCCCUGACUGUUCGGAUGGUUACGAUGAAGAUAUGAGACUCUGCACCGCUGCUAAACGGCCACCUGUAGAGGAAACGGCAUCAUUUUUACAGAGUUUACUAGCAUCACAUGGGCCAAACUACCUUGAAAAGCUAUUUGGCAGCAAAGCGAGAGAUGCCUUGGCUCCCCUAGGAGGAGUGGAGAAAGUAGCUAUAGCUCUCAGUGAAUCGCAAACCAUAGAAGAUUUUGGAGCUGCAUUACAUUUAAUGCGGUCUGAUUUGGAACACUUGAGGUCUGUCUUCAUGGCAGUGGAAAAUGGUGAUUUAGGCAUGCUGAAAUCGAUAGGCAUCAAGGAUUCCGAACUCGGUGAUGUUAAAUUUUUCCUCGAAAAGUUAGUCAACACUGGCUUUCUCGAUUGAGUAGCACCAGAACUAUACUCGCCAUAUUAUUAUUCAGUUCCUCUGCAGCCACAAUUCUACUCCUAUUUGGGAUCUUCGUAUGACGGUUAUAAUUACUAAUUUGGAGAUUUAAAAACUUUUGUUUAAUUAAAGCCAGUUACGUGGUUAUGAAAUAAUGACUGACACAAACAAUAUCUUAACCAUAUUUCUGCCUUUGUGAACUUUUUUUUAUUCGUUAAGCGGAUUACCUUUUAACACAAAGAAAAAAAGCAUUAUCGUUGUAUAAAUUAAAAAAAAACUAUAUUUAUACAAUUUAUUAGACUAGUUAAGGAUGAUGAAAAUCAAUGCACAGAUUUCGUUAAACUUCAUCAGCAAAAACGUCCAGUGUUUAAAUAGAACACAAAUGAUUAUUAGAUCACUGAAUAAUACUAUAAAAAUAAUAGUUAUGGAAUAAUUUGUGAACAGAGAGGCAUAGAGUUUGAUUCGGUUUAGCUCAUGAAAAUGUGAGAUCUCAGAGAUUUAUUCAUCUUUCCUUUGCGUCGACAAUACAAAAAAACAUAGCAACACAGAGUUAUUAUCUAAAUUUUAAGACAUACAUUUAUUCUCAGCACUAUUUCAGAAGUCCAAAGUUUAGAAUUUUUAUUUACAUUUCAAACUCAUCAAACACCUACGAAAAAAACAUAUCAAAAAGGGGUAGAGUACCUUAUUCUAGGACAUAAACUGAGAAAAUUGGGCAAUCAAUCCACUUAUACUGACUUGUAUUUACCAAACAUUCGUACCCUUUUACGAAAAAAAAUAGGAACGCAACAAAAAUGUUGAGUGAAAUUUGCAAUCAAUCAAAUUAAUAAAAAAAAAAUCGCGAUUAGAUAUAAAACAAAAAAGAAAGAAAACAAUGCAACCCACUAUCUUAUGAGAGAUCACAGUAUGAUAAAAAAAACACUUUCAUCACAAUCAAUCAUCUUAUGAGGGCAAAUUUAAAUAACUUGUUCGUUGCUCUGUAAUUUUCAUGGUAAAGUAAAACGUUUCACUUUUAAAUACAUUCUAGGUGGUUUUGCACAGACAACUGAAUGUUCUGCAUAUCAAUUGCUGACGGAUAUUGGUUUUAAACUAAAUACACUUUUUUCUUUACUGUGAGAUACAUCGAAAACUAAGGCCAAAUAAUUAAGAUUCUACUUUCAUAGUGUAUUCCGAAAUAUUUCACUAGUAAAUAGAUAAUACCACUGAACUUAUGUUAGUAUGUUACAGAGCAGUAACUCUUCGAAUACACAUCAAACAACCAUGAUAUUGCAGCACUACGAUUCAAUCAUUUAUAUUUUGCGGUACUUGUUUGUGCACUUUCAACUGAGUCUGCCACAAAGCCAGCUUCAAAAGCCUGAAUAAGGCAUUUGCAUAUUAUUCAGGCCAAACAUGUCUAAAGGUGCUAUCUGCAGAAGAGAGGCUCUCUUUGGUUUCCCUCUCUUUAAUAUCUCAGCUGUUAAUUUGUGUUAUGAUUGUCUCCUUGCAUUGAACGAUGGUCAAAACAAUCGUCUUUUGAUUUGUACUGCAAAAAUAGUUGAAAAGUGUACCAUUACAUUCCAAUAAAUGAAAGAAAAAAUAAACAAAGAGAGCCUCUCAAAUGCAGAUAGGACCUAUUGGAAUGUUUGGCCUGUAUUGUCAACAAUAUGUACCGUAACAUCACCUGAUUCUAAUCACUUUUUUUCGGUUUGAAAUGGAUCAUUGAAGCCAACUUUUCCGCUAUUCACCGCAUUAAAACAAAAGAGCCACCGUAUAUGGACUGUAACACAGUGACAGCAGUCGAGUUACGUCAAACACACAAGACUACGGUGGCGCUAUCUGUUCAUUUCAUAGCGGCCGUUUUAGUUAUUUUAGUGAUCUAUUCCGUUCACCCCAUUUGUUUUGCAUGGUGUGAACGAAAUUAGGAACCGAAAAAAGGGAUUGGAAUUAGGUGAUGUUAUGCCGAGUGUUACGUAUUAUUAUAGAGUUAAAAAGACUACGAUUCAGAUAACAUAACUACCUUUUUCAAGUUUUUACACAUUUUUAUACAAAAAAAUACCAGCAAAAGAAUAAUGCAUAAUUAAACAUAUUAAUAGGCAUUGCACCUACAGUAUCAUGGUUACUUGUGUUGCUCUUGAAAUACGAAACAUAUAUAUUAGGAAUACACUACAUAAAUAAUUUUGCCCUGUUUCAGUAAGAAAAGAAUCAUUAACGUCAUGUAACGAAGCAUAUCAAACUACAUAUCACAUUUGCAGAGCAAAUUUUAUUGUGAAACAAUCUUAGGCAAUAUGUAUUGUACAAGGUAUUGUACUAUUUUGUCAAGCAAUUAUUUUCAAUGAGUUGGAUAACUAAUAAAACUGUCAUUUGCAAGCAA